AUAAAAAAAAAUGUCCAACUUGAAGGAGUCCAACACUUGUCCUCCUGACGGUUACAGAGCUUUGAGCACCACUGAGCUGAGGGAGCUUUUACAAAACGACGACAAAAUGGACCAAAUCAUUCGUCUCAAUGAGAAGUUUCAGGACCUUCAAGUGGACAGAGAGAUGCUACUGACCUCCAAUCGGAGUGUAGCCGAGGACAGCCUUGCCCGACGACCCCGCCUUAAUAACGGCAAACUCCAACUGGCGGAGAAAUACCGGGAACUGUCCAACCUGGCAACCACAUGCUGGGAAAAACAGAGUCAGCUUGAGUCUCGUGGCCUGAGGCGCAGCCUGCAGACAGCGCAGAACCUCCUGCAGGAAGAGGUGGCUCGUGCAGAGGAGCACUCAGAGGAGCUGCUGGAGAAGUUCAUGGAGGGGAACGUAAGCCUGGAUGAAUUCAUGGACUCUUUCCAAAGCUCCAGGAAGACGUAUCACAUCCGCCGGGCUCAAGCGGAAAAGAUGCAAGAUCUCGCCCAAGCCAAGCGGCAGCCGAGCAAAAGCAAGAGAGCGGAGGAGCCGACGAGCAAGAUCCCCGAGGUGAAGAAGGACUCGGAGCAGCCACACGAGCCUCAGCGGCCCAACGGCUUCGUAGCACAAGGACCUCUUAGAGUGUUCCAGGUACGCUACGGCCUCACGCCGGCCAUCCUCCUCCCUCAUUACCCCGUUUCUCCCCCCGCCUCGGCUCCAAGCCUUCAAAGUAGUACGCCCACGUCCGAGCCCCAGAUGGGACAGACCCACAUCCUCAGCCCGGGCACCUCGCUCCCUGGACACGGCCAGCCGGUCGGCCUCAGGGUCAUCGGACAGUUACCAGGCGGCUGGCCGGUUAACGGGCGGCCGGUGCGAGUGCAGCAGCUUUACAGGCCGAACCCUCAACAGCCUGAGCCGCCGUACCGAUAAAGUUUCAAACCAGCGGAGGAAGGAGGGGGAAAGAGGAGAAGGCAGGAGGAAGAGGAGGGAAAAGGAGGAUGAUGAAAAGCCGGUUUGAGAGGUCUUCCAAGACGACGUGGGAACCACUGGCAGCACUGCUAACGUCCGUUUUUUCCGUUCUCCAUCCAUGACACACCAAACAC
Messenger RNA from Scomber japonicus (chub mackerel), 1110 nucleotides. RefSeq names its product VPS37D subunit of ESCRT-I (gene vps37d). Gene Ontology annotation, cellular component: ESCRT I complex. The transcript has 4 exons. NCBI's taxonomy places the organism in Eukaryota, Metazoa, Chordata, Actinopteri, Scombriformes, Scombridae. Bases 11 to 937 code for a protein of 308 amino acids. Gene Ontology annotation, biological process: protein targeting to vacuole; protein targeting to membrane; ubiquitin-dependent protein catabolic process via the multivesicular body sorting pathway. The record is from RefSeq and is a predicted model, not a curated record.